Messenger RNA from Hyaloscypha bicolor E, 1467 nucleotides. RefSeq names its product ammonium transporter. Bases 1 to 1467 code for a protein of 488 amino acids. Gene Ontology annotation, cellular component: plasma membrane. Gene Ontology annotation, molecular function: ammonium channel activity. Lineage: Eukaryota; Fungi; Ascomycota; Leotiomycetes; Helotiales; Hyaloscyphaceae. Gene Ontology annotation, biological process: ammonium transmembrane transport. The transcript is spliced from 3 exons. The record is from RefSeq and is a predicted model, not a curated record.
AUGGCGGCCAAUUUCACCACGCCCUGGUUGGACACCGGUGACAAUGCGUGGCAGUUGACGGCAGCUUCGCUUGUCGCGCUGCAAAGUGUGCCGGGCCUCGUCGUCCUAUAUGCUGGCAUCAUGCGCAGUAAAUGGGCGAUUAAUAGCGCGUUCAUGGCUUUCUACGGUUUCGCAGCUACGCUCAUUACUUGGGUUCUCUGGGCCUACAAGAUGGGAUUCGGUAUAUACAUGUUACCCUUCGUCGGACGCCCCGGUCCCGUCGUGACCAUGGCCCAAGAACUUGAGCAAUCCUGCUUGCCAUCCGCCGCUCUGUGCCAAAACUUCCCCCUCAGCACCAUGGUGUAUUUCCAGUUUGUUUUCGCAGCCAUCACCAUCGUCAUCAUGGCAGGUGCUUUCCUGGGCCGCAUGAACUUCCACGCUUGGAUGAUCUUCGUCCCGCUCUGGAUCACCUUCUCCUACACAAUUGGAGCCUACAGUCUUUGGGGCGGUGGAUUCCUCUUCCAGCGCGGCGUGAUCGAUUAUUCCGGUGGAUAUGUCAUCCACAUAUCUUCUGGGACAGCAGGUUUCGUAGGCGCCCACUGGAUCGGUCCACGUCUGGCGGCUGAUCGCGAAGAUUCGCGUCCAAAUAACAUUCUUUGUGUAUUGAUCGGAGCAGGCAUCCUCUGGAUCGGCUGGAACGGUUUCAAUGGUGGUGAUCCAUACGCCGCUUCCGCAGACGCUGGUGCAGCCGUUCUCAACACUAACGUGGCGACCGCCAUGUCUCUGCUUUGCUGGACAAUCUGCGAUAUGAUCUACUACAAGAAGCCCUCUGUUCUCGGUGCAGUGCAAGGAAUGGUCACUGGUCUCGUGGCGAUCACUCCCGCAGCUGGUGUUGUUGCCGGGUGGGGAGCAAUCUGCAUUGGUUUUGCCAGUGGCACCAUCCCAUGGCUAAGCAUGAACAUCAUGGGCAAGAAGGUCGCCUACUUCCGCAAAAUCGACGACACCCUCGGCGUCUUCCACACCCACAUGGUCGCAGGCUUCGUGGGCGGGAUGUGCGUCGGCCUCUUCGCGACCGUCGAGGGCUGCGCCGCCUUCGGCCUCACCAACCCCGGCGGCGCCAUCGAGGGCAACGGCAAGCAAGUGUACCUCCAGCUCUACGGCGCCCUAUUCGUCAUCGCAUGGAACAUGGUCUGGACAUCGCUCAUUAUGUGUUUCAUCAAGUACGUGUUGCGCAUCCCGUUGCGGAUGAGCGAGGCGGAGUUGCUGGCUGGUGAUGAUGCGAUCCACGGCGAGGCGGCGUAUGUCCUCGGCCCAUGCGAGGCGCAUGAGCAUUUGCUGGCUGGACACUAUAUCAAGAGAAGCGAAACGGGACCGGGCGAGUUGGGCAUGGGAGGUGCGAUUAUCGGGCACGAUCCGCAUGCCGGGGCUGCGCAUGAGAAGAGCGCUACUGGGAAUGGGACCGGGUCUUCGGAGAUCAAGCACGAUUGA